AUGGGUUGCAGCCCAGGAAAGUUGGAUGAACCUGCGACCAAGGCUGCCUUGGGAGCCAUCACCAAGGAGUAUCCUGUGCGAAUGCCGUGCUUGCCAGGUGAUGUGUUAGUGAGUGGAAACUUGCCCGAACACGUGGUGGGGCAGCUGGCGGACCACUGCAAAGGAUGGAUCUAUGUGAAUCCGGAUUCCGACCCGCACUUCAUGCCACAAGCAAUCAAGUCGAAAGGCUCCAAGUUGGAAGUCGUUCCCUUCAAGCCUGCCAAGGAUUUGUCCUCCGGCGUGGUUGAUCAAUUGGUGAAAGCUAUUGCGGAUAUGCCUCGGCCACUCAUGAUCCAGUGUACCUCAGCAAAUCGAGCAGCCAUUGCCCUUUUGCUUUGGCUGGCCAGGGAACGAGGCUACACCCGAGGCUCCGCCGAGCUCUUGAUCUCAGAUCUGAGUCUCGACACCGUGCGCCCCGACGCAGCGCAAUGGCUCAGCAGCCGCUUGCCCGAUCUGGAGACGCCAGAGAACCCCCGCGUGCUGGUGCCCAGGAGCCCCGAGGUCCAGCAGCUCUUCGAUGUAGAGACCAGCACCUUCAGCUACCUGCUGAGCUGUCCGGAGACCUCCGAGGCGGUGUUGAUUGAUCCAGUGUUGGAGCAAAAGGAGCGAGACCUGAAGGUGAUCAAAAACUUGGGCCUUACCUUGAAGUAUGUCAUCAACACCCAUUGCCAUGCAGAUCACAUCACUUCGGGUGGGAAGAUACGUGAAGACAUGCCCUCUGUGAAGACCAUAAUCUCAGAAGCCUCAGGAGCGAAGGCUGAUCUGCACAUUCGGCAUGGGGAUAAGAUCAGUUUUGGCAAUCUUUGCUUGGAAGUGCGUGCUACUCCGGGACACACGGAUGGCUGCGUGACGUUUCUUUUGCAGACCAAGAGUGCAAGUUUUGCUUUCACGGGUGAUACUCUCCUCAUCAGAGGAUGUGGGAGAACUGACUUUCAGCAAGGUGAUGCACGUUUGCUGUACAAGAACGUGCAUGAGCAGAUCUUCACUUUGCCGGGCGAGACCUUCAUUUGUCCUGGCCAUGACUACAAGGGUCGCAGCAUCUCCACUGUGGAGGAAGAGCGACGUUUCAACCCACGCUUGACCAAAAGUGUGGAGGAAUUCGUCCAAAUGAUGGAGAAUCUGGGGCUGCCAUAUCCGAAACAGAUUGAUGUGGCGGAGGAGACGGCUCCGAAAGAGGCUCCCAGCUUGUCGGAGGCGUCCACUCGCAUCGAUGAGCAGGUGUCCAACUUGGAGGCGAAGAUUCAAAAGACCGACGAAGAGAUCAAGAGCCUUGUGGCCAAAGGGAGCUCCAAUCCGACGGCCAAGGCAAAAGCCCUUCAGGCGAUGAAGAAAAAGAAAAUGUACGAACAGCAAAGGGAUCAACUCCUUGCUACACAGUUCAAUGUUGAAAACCUUGCCUUUCAACAAGAGCAAGCUGAAAUCACUGCAAUGGCAGUGAAUGCCAUGGCUGCUGGCCACAAGACAUUGAAGGAUCAAACCGAGCAAGUGGACAUUGGCGCUGUGGACAAACUCAUGGAUGACAUGGCCGAUUUGCAGGAUGAGAUGAAGGCCAUGAAUGAAGCCUUGGCACAAGGGACUAUGGUGGAUGGUGCUGCGGAUGACGAGUUGGCGGCAGAAUUCGCCAAGCUGGAAGAGGAAGCAGCUGCCAUGACCUUGGCUGGAGCGAUGGGUUCCACGGAGAAACCUGCCGCCGAGCCCGCCGGCGGCUACGCCGCGCCCUCGGCCGCCGCGGCACCGGUGGGAGAGGCUUUGCCCAGCGCGCCACCCUAG
Durusdinium trenchii is the source of this 1809-nucleotide messenger RNA. Lineage: Eukaryota; Dinophyceae; Suessiales; Symbiodiniaceae. The record is from the annotation of a GenBank genome assembly.